GGGUCCCGGACCCGGAAGCGGAGCGGCUGAGUCACCCCGGCAGCGCGGCUGGCUGGGAUGAGGCAGCCGCAGGAGCAGCCGCAGCAGCAGCAGCGAGCGGCGGGCGCGUCCCUGCGACACUGAGGCGCCCGACCCCGGCCCCGGCGCGCCCCCGCCCCGCCGGCACCAUGAUGGAGGAGAUAGACCGGUUCCAGGUGCCCACCGUGCGCGCCGAGAUGCAGCCGCUGGAUCCAACCGCUGCAUCUAUCUCAGACAGAGACUGUGAUACAAGGGAGGGAGAGACUGUAGCCAUGAACUAUAAACCAUCCCCACUUCAAGUGAAACUAGAGAAGCAGAGGGAGUUAGCUCGUAAGGGGUCCCUGAAGAACGGCAACAUGGGAAGCCCAGUUAAUCAGCAGCCCAAGAAGAACAAUGUGAUGGCUCGAACAAGGCUGGUUGUUCCCAAUAAAGGCUAUUCAUCGUUAGAUCAGAGCCCAGAUGAAAAGCCACUGGUAGCACUGGAUACAGACAGUGAUGAUGACUUUGACAUGUCCAGAUAUUCCUCUUCAGGAUAUUCUUCAGCUGAGCAGAUCAACCAAGACUUGAACAUCCAGCUGCUAAAGGAUGGCUAUCGGUUAGAUGAGAUCCCAGACGAUGAGGACCUCGACCUAAUCCCCCCUAAAUCAGUCAACCCCACCUGCAUGUGCUGCCAAGCCACCUCCUCCACCGCCUGCCACAUCCAGUAAUGAGGACGGCAGGCAGUGAUCAGUGCUUUCCACUAUAACUGUAAAACUUAACAGCCAUUGCUUCCUCCUAUGGUAGGACGUGCACCUCUUUUUGUGUUCAUGGAGCCAGGAGAAACCAAAACUCCAUUUUAUGAUUGAUUGAUGAGUUAUUUUAAGCUAUGGUUAACAGACAUAAGCUGCUCCAAGUGCCAUGCUGGAGCCUGAGCAAUCGGCUGGUCUGGGAAGCUAAUGCAAACGGGUCCAGUGAUCCCUGGGUCUGGGCAGGCUCUGGGUAUGGUUUGUAAGGUGGAUGUACUGGAUUGAGAAGGAUCAGAUGUGGCUGCAGUUAAUCCUAUCCGUCACAACUAAUCCAACUGUGAGUUCAACUGAGUCUAAGAUGUAAGGUCUUUCUAACCUGGGGAAAGGUCAAUUUUUAAUUCAUUCACUGAAACUGAUCAGUUUGUGCCAACCAAAAUUGUACAUGAAUAGGAACAGAGUGGAGUAUUCUAGACUAUGGCAGUGCUGCUGGCAAGGAUUAAUAUACCCUAGGAAUCAGUUACACACAAACAGAACAUGUAAGUGGCAUUUCAUUCUGGGUUAAUACCAAACUUUACUUGGACUGUCAUGUCACAGAUCUGAUGUAACCUACUGUUAUUUCCAUAUGAGAUUAGCACCAAACAGAUACAAUUCUGUUCACAAUCCAUCCAUGCCCCUCCUGGAUUCAUUUUACUCCCAGGAGUAAACAUACCAUAUCCAUUAAUUCAAUCCAGUCAUAUUUAUUGGGUUUUGUCUCCAAUGUUUAAGGGGAAUUUUUGGGGCCCAGCUGCUGGCAAAAAUCACAGUCCUUGUCCAUUUUAGUAAAAAAUAUGUAUAUACCUAAGAAGAAUCAUAAUGAUACAGUCUUAACGUCCGUACCAAAAAAGCGAGUUGAAGAAAGCACAUGGUUUUUACAGUACACAGAGGUUCAUGUUAUCUUGACUUUGAGCCUCUUAGUUCCUACAGAAGAGAUUUACCGACACUGUACGUCUGUGCAUUUAGUGUUGCCAUAUGUUAGCAGGAUAGGCAAUUUCCAGCAACAAGAGGAUUGAGCAGGUUCCCAUCAUGAGACGCACAAGGGAAACUGCUGUCAUCCCACCUCUGCCCUAUUCUGAGCCAGCCGUAGCUUGUGUUACGGUGGUGCCAGUAAUGAAGGAACAGUUGUCUUUGCACAACGCUGUACGUGUUCAGGAAACUGCAUAUUCUUCCGCUUUGUCAGGAGGGACAGAGACUACCAGCCUUGCUUUUAGUGCUUGCUUCAGGUUUUGGUGAUGAAAAUAUUGGAGGAAAACGAAACCAUUUUCCAGUUUAAACUUCUUCUGGGGAUUCCUUCAGAAUGCAACACAUAUGCUUAAAUUUCAUCUUCCUGGAGUAUAUAAAAUCCUUGCGUAAAAGUUAGAUGCAGUCAACUGAAUCUUUAAAAGGACACUGUCAGCUGCUUUUAAUAGCUUUAAUCGUUGUUGGCUUUUACUCUGUGUAUGGCAAGAUGCCGCAUAAUCUAGUGGUCAGAGCACAGGAUUAGAGCACAGGGGCUCCUAGGUUCUAGAUCCCAGCUCCACCACUCGCUGGGGUGGCCUUGAGCAAAUCACUUAAACUGUGUUUUCCCAAUCUGUAAAAUGGCAGAAUACUUACCUACCUCACAGGACAUUGUGAGGAUAAGUUGCAGUUGUUUAUAGCACUUUACAUCUGUAAGUGCUAACUGCCCUUUGCAAAUCCUCCGAGACUUUUGGAAACCAAAUAUUCCCCUAUUGAUCUAGCCCUUUUUAAUCACUUGGCAACUAUUGAGGUGGAAGUUUUCCCAAACGUUUCUAGAGAAGCACAAAUAGUCAGCUGUUGUGUGCCCAUUUCAUCUAUGAUGCCAGCAGAAAUGAUGCUCCACUUUGGGAAUAACUAGGCAGAAGAGGAGCUCUCACAAAACAAUAUGUGUAGAGGAGCUCUCACAAAACAAUAUGUGUAGAGACAAGCUGGCUUUUGAUUCUUGGGCGUAGUGAGUGGGGAAUGUGGCUAAAUCUUACCCAAAAAAAAAAAAAAAGGUAAAAUUCUGAACUAAAAUUAUUUGACAGUGUCCCUUUAAAGGGCUAUAUUAAUACAGGCUUUCAGACUGCUGACUAAAACUUUAUAGACUGGGACUACAUAGUGUAGUAUUCAUACGAACACCAACAUCUUCAUCAUAUUCAUCCUCUGGGGCAGUGUUCAUCAUGUCAAGCACAGCUGCUCAAACUUUGCCCAACUGGGAGCAUUGCCUGUAAGGGGUCUGGUGCCCCAGAGCUCUGCACCUACUUUGUAUUUAAAUACAAUGACAUGGCCUGUGCCAGACUACAGGUCCCAGCAUGCAAAGCCCCUGUCCUUGUACCGAGCGUGAGCUUGUAUGCAGAUCAAGAUGGAGCACUGCAUGCUGGGAUUAAUAGUCUUCUUAGGCUGCCCCACCAUAUUAAAGAAGAGACUUCACCUGCUGAUGUGAUGACUAUUGCCCCAAGUUAGCAGGAACAAAUGCUUUUAUUUCUUCUGGUUUAAAUUUUUUUCAGCCUCCCGCCCCAAAUGUCCACCCCACUCCACCCCCAGCACACACACACACACACACACACACGCACACCACCUUUUAGGCUGUGAAAUAAGCCAGUUUAACCCUUUAGGAUCUGCGUGAGAGAGAUGCUCAGUGUUUGGGGAAGAUAGGAGGGAGGUGAAGACUAUGUUUAAAUAUUAAUUACACUACAAGUACUUUCAUGGGAUCUACAAACCAUGCUACAUGACGGGUGCUUUCUACAGAUGUAAGGAAAUCACAUGCUGAGUUUGUUUCAUUCCCCAUUCGCAAAGGGGUUUGGUUGCACAAACAGCUGGCUUAGCAUGAUCAGUACAGAUCCAUAAAAUGGAAACUUUUGGCUUCUCCUCACUCUCUGCUUUGUGUCCAUGUAUUUCACCAGGGGGAUAAACUAGACAGGGUAGAAAGAAAAGCAGUUAUCAAUGUAGGGUUGGAUUCAGGAAAUGCAUUGAGAAAAUGCACACGUGGCUAUUAUAGAAAGUUGACCAAUAAUCCUGCUCCACUACAGUUUCUUGUGCAGAAUAUGAACUUGUUGCUUUAAAAAAAGAAAAAAAGAAAAACUAUGGUGGAAGGUUGGGGAGGGGUAUUAAUCUGAAAAAUAGCUAGUUAAGCCUGGCUCUCCCUACAUGGCCUCAUGUCCCAGACUUUGGGUUCAGUGGAUGGUUUCUCUUAUCUCAUGCCACUCAAAUGGGAUUAAACUAUGCCAACAGUUCCUGGCAAUGUACCUGGUGAUUCUGUGGUGCUGUUUCUCAGCCCCAGGAGACGAGGGAAGAAACAGGAGGAUGUCCCUCACUUUCCACUUCAGCUGGAGAACAUAUUCAUAAACCUGCCAGAGUGUUCUCGUGCCAGCAGACUGCUUGAACGAGAGCACUUGAUAUCCCAAUGCAUCCCUUAUUUCAAGGUGACUAGUCCCACUAAACCACCUGGCAUUCUAAAGAAGAGUCUGACUUUAUCAAAAGUCCCAUCUUCCAAUCCCAAACCCUCGAGGGCCACAUUACAACUCCACACAGGGCGAAAGCCUGUGUCCCCAUUUGCUGAAAUUAUCACACAGAUGCUGUUUGCCUGACAAUUUGGAAAAUUCUCUUAUAUUGUCUCUUGGGCCCCACAAAUUUAUGUCCACUUGAUGCCUCUAAAAUCAAAGCCCCUCUGCUUGAUGCAUAUUGGGAUUCUUAAUUUGUCACCAUAAAACAACGGAAUUUGAUCACAACCCUUCCUGUCUAUCAGGUGUUAACUUCCAUAUUGACUCGAGUAUGUGAGGCCUCAGCGUACAGAUUUGGCUCGCCGUCUGGGAUGAAGACUGCCCCGUUUCCGAAGAUUAACACCAUAAAUAGGGAAUCUCUACAUUUCUGCCACACUGGGAUGAGCGAGUAACAGUCUGUGUGUGGUGCGUUGCUCCCUUUGAAGGAAUAUAUACUCAACCAACCCACUGUAAAGUUCUGUCUACCCUCAGUAUUUGUGAGUCACCUAUACUGAUCAUCCUUGUAUCUAAGCACCUGUAUAUCCUAGUAUGUGACUGGAUGCAGGGCCGGUUGGGACCAAGUUAUCUUGCAUUAGCACAAUGUCUUGCAAUAUAGUGUCCAAAAUGGGAUGAUUCAGAUUCAUUCUAGUCUGACUCUUCUUCCACUUAAAUGUCACCAAAAGUGAUCAUGUAGAAGAAUUCAGUUGAUGCACUGAACUGUCACAUAGUCUGAAGUAGGGUUGCCAACCUUCCAGGAUUGGCCUGGAAUCGGCAUCAAUUGCCCAGUGACUACUGAAAACAAUUUGGGAGAUUUUAAUUGGAUAUUUUAAGAAAAUGACAUUUUCAGGUUCGGGGGGGAGGGUGGAAUCUCCUGGAAUAGCUUCAGUCAGAGUUGGCAAUCCUAUUCUGAGGAUCUCCAUGUCCAGUGCCCUGGACCAUCAGGGUCUAGGAGCACUGUAGAGGCUAUUGAUCAGAGCAGCAUUAUGAAGCUCUGGAGAGGAGCCAAAUACCAUCUCAAAAGGAAGAGGGGGUGUGACAGGAAGUCUUAGGGUUUUUAGAAGAAGUAAAAAGGUGGAGAAAUGUUUUUGAGUCAGGAAGGGAGGGCAGGGGAGUCAAGUUGAGCUGUGGGGGGAGAGAGGGAAUCUUAGCUGAUUGACAAACUGCUGUCAUCUUGUAAUGAGCUUGGCUCACAAGCUUCUCAACCACUGCACUAACUUAGCACUGCACACUGGAAAAUGGAGCGGAGGGGGCUUCCUGGUCCAGUAGCCAGUAGCCCUGCUUCAGUCCUCCUGGUGCCCUUUUUCCAUAUUGCAGGUACGUGUAUGGAGAUCUUUGGAAGGAAGGAAGCUUGAUGUCAUCUAACUAGGCCACUGGCCCUAAGCUUGUCUGAUGAGAUGUUUUCCCAGCUAUGAAGCCAAUCCUCAUGGAGGGAGAACCCGCCGAGUCCUUCUCUGACGUAUGUUGCUUGCCCCAUUACUUAUCUGGAUUGUAUUUUAGAUGUAGUAUCCUCCAGCUAGGUUCGUCUCUGUAAUCUCUUCCUCUGCCCUUUUUGCCAGCGUAUUUAUUCUGUCAGCCCACGUGCCUUUGGGUCUGAUGUGCUACUUUGGCUGUCUUGUCUGUUCCUGCCUAGAGCCUGAAUAAAUAGGUCUGGCAGGGGUAGCAGUGAAGCAGUGUCCCCACUGACUGGACUUGCCAGAAUAGCACUGGGCUAGUUGGGCUUACCCACAGGGUAGGCCAGACUGCUUCUCUUCAGCUUCUGUAUCUGCCCUCCAACUCCCCCAUCCCAGAGGGGGUGUUGGCUUCUCUUCAGCUGCAUCCCGGCUUGCACCUUCAUAGCUCAGUUGCUCCCCAGAAUCCUUGUGUCAUGGUGGUUGUGGCACCUGUUCUGAGGUCCAUUUCCACUAGUGCAAAGGAGUCUGGGAGGUUUGAUAAAUAAGCUGCUGCUGUACAUGACUGACCGGAAACGAGGAAGAAGCUUUUGAAAGAGGACAGGACCCAGAUGAGCGCCAGCUGGGUUGGUGGGAGGAGAAAAGGAGGCAGUGAUUGGGGGUGCUGCCAAGUGCCUUCUUAGCUUAGGGCAGGUCCUGGUUGUCCAAACUAAUCUGCUUCAGUAAGGGGCUGUUACAGGCACGAUGCAAAUCUUGCUUGCUGCGCACGCACCGGAAACCAACCCGAAAGCCAACGGGGGAUGAAAGAUGCUAACUACAGAAAAUCCACUAAUAAUCUUAAUGAGCAGAGUGGUGUCCUGACCUCUGCUACGCACUUGCUGUGACCUUGCCUCUGUCCAGGGCUAUAAUUCUAUCUCACAGGGGUGGCGAGGCUGCAUUUAUCGUUGUCGGGUGCUUUAGGAUCCUUUGGCGAAAGGUGCUAGAGAUGACAGGUGAAUUUAAAACUGUCAGAUUUCUUUUAAAAAUCCAAAUCCACAAAGAGCAGCGGUGCAGCUCCCCGUCCCUUUAUGUAGCGGCUUCUGAUGUUGCAAUGUGCCAGAAGGCCUCAGGGUGGAGGCUAAUCGAGAUAAAACCACACUGGGGAGAGCCGUUUGGCAGGGGUGCCUUUCCUGGUUAUGGAGCAGCUGGCACUCGCGCAGCUGGCUGCCCAGGCCUUGGCUACUGCUGCUCCAGCUGUGUGGAACGUGGGAGCAUGUCUGAGAGCCCGGCAGCGCGGUCCAUCGUCAGCAGGAUGAAGGCGCGGAAGAGGGCACGUGGAUGUACCGGCGUGGGGGAGAUCAAGUUGGAUGAAUUGACCAAAUGGUGGAAAUGAGCAGCACAGCAGCAGAUCAGAUCUGUGAGGGAGUUUCCGUGGGAAGCUUCCUGUGUUGUUUUUUCUGUGCACGUAACAAUUUAAAGUAUAAAUUAAAACUUUCCUCCCUCUCUUGGCUUUCAGGCUUGCUCGCUCUCGCUCUCUGGGCACUCCCUUCACCUUCCAUUCUUCCUCCAAACCCGCACUGAAUAUGGCUGCUGCUACGCAGAAGUCAAUUUGCCUUCUCAUCUGAGCAUUGCUUGUUGCAGCACAUACGGGCCAUCGCCGUAUGCCCGGCAUUUGACUCAAAGUUAACUCAUCCUUGCGCCACCCCUGACUUCCCUUCAGAGCGGACACCAGGAUUCAGGAGGGUGCUUUUCUUUCUCCUGCCGUUGGCCCCUGUAUAAAUAGAGCAGUGUAUGGAGAUUCCCAGGCAGGGCCUUGGGGAGGGCGGUAUGGGUUACAUUGUUUAGAUUUUUGUGAUAUAGGAGCCUAGUGGAGGGUAGUAACUGUAAAGGUCCCCUGGGGUGCGGGUGUGGUGUGGUACGUUACAAGCUCACGCAGUGCCGAGUCCAUAACUCCUAUCGAAGUCAGUCAGUUGCUGGUGCUGAGGCCUGUGUGUGCCCCUCGUGGGAGGGCGUAGUGGCACUGGGAGAUAACGACUCUGUUGCUCGCCUUCCCUGAAAGCACGGCCUCUUUCACGCCGUGGUUCCCUGCGUCUGAGGGUUUGCUUCAGACUCUGAACUGUGUCUCAUCAGGCAAGCAGGCCUGUGUUCCCAGAACGGCGAAUGUGAGCACAGCAGGGACAGCAUUCAUAACCAGACAAAUCCAGACCCAGAAAGGCCAGUGGCUUAGCCUAAAAGCACUGUGAACUGGAACAGUCUACAACAAACUAACAGGGGAGCAUCUCCCACAGACAGGAUACGGGCAUCUGCUCUUUCCUGUGGGGCUCUGUGUGCGCAGCUGGUACCUGAAGCUCAAACGUUAAGCCCAUUCCUUUGUGUUGUGUAAGGUAAGUUGCAGUGAUAAAGGCAGUUUCCAAAAAAUGUGAAACCACGUCUCUGGGGGCGGGUUAUGUCACCAUCUGCCCUGCGACGCUGGGUGCCUUCAAAGCUGUGUUUGACAACCCUGAUCCCAACAGCCAGCCUACAAGCUUGCAGGUUAUACCCUGGCUUCCAGUGCCCAGCUACUUUUUGCAGGGUGACCCCCCAACACCCUCCAGUCCCAAAUGUUCCCCACAUUGUCUGCCCAGUAGUGUCCACUACGCCAGGGUGGCAAUUUGCUGGGGUCCCCAGAAUUAUGAGUUACUGUGAUACCCCUCUCAGCCUCCACAAGUGUGAGUCUGCCUACUGCUAAGCUGUGUGACAACUGACACACCAGCUUGUCUGCCUUGCCAGCAAACUCUUCAGGACUCUGCCAGUCCAAACCUGGCCUUGCAGGUAACAACAGCAAACCCCAGCUCCCGAGUUCCCUAGAGACGUUCCCCUGCAGUGUCCAGCCCUCUCAGUGGACACACAGAUGUUAUUGUUCAUUGCUCCUUUAAAGAGCAGCCCAUCGAUUUCAUUGGGGUUUCACAAACACUCUUCUUUCAAUCACAGCACUAAACUGGAUUUAUAGUAGAAGUAAAACACGUGUAUUAAACAAAAAGUCAUAGUUUUCAGUGUUACAAGCAAACGAAAGUAAAAAUGUGCUUCUGAGACUGAAAAUGAACUUCAGCAAGUUACAGUCUUUCCCUAAGCAGGUUUCUCGGGGACUUCAGCUGCUUUGGUUGAAGGAUCCAACAUUCUGUGGUGGCUACCAGGAUGGCUUCCUGUUUCUGCUGCUUUCUCCAUGCUGGUCUUCCCUUCCAGUUGACUUCCCAUGCCGUCUCUGAUUCAAAUGUAAAUAGGACUUCCAUUGUUUUGAUUCUAUAAUACUUAAUUUGCAUUGGAAACAGGCAGAUACCUUCCCUCCUGUCCGGGAGAAAACCUGUUUCUCCCUGUGUUUGGUCCCAGACUUUAAAGGAUAAUGGCAGUGAAUAUCCAUAAUCCCUCAUGUAGUGCUAAUGAAUACAUUUCACACUGAUAUUAAUCACCAGUGUGUCACAGGCUUUCCUGAAAGACCUUGCUUGCUACACUUUUACAAUACAAUGAUAUUAUACCCAAUCAGUUCCUUCAAUUACUUAUUGUUUGAAGUUCACCCACCCUGUCUUUAUAGCCCCAGUAAACCUUUGAAAUGUGUUCUUUGAAAAGUCAGCGCAGCCCAAGCUUCUCUCUCCUGCCGUGGUGUAGAUGCUAGGCUGUCAUCCCACAGUUCAUUCAUCCUGCUUCAAGAGGCAGGAAGGCUUCCUGGAGGGUGCUGUCUCAACCCCAUGUUGAGAUUAAGUGUCAUCUUGUCCAACUUGCUCUCCUGAGCGCUUUAUUUACCUUGUCUGUAAAUGUCCUUUUCCUUGUCUUUGGUCACAUCUUGCCUAAAUGACAUUGGAGACACAUUCAAGUAAGUGGAACCACAGUCCUUUGUCUGGAACAGGCGUGGCUCAAACACCGCAGGCCAAAUACAUAUUCAGAACACUUUUGUGGCACAUGUCUUAUAAAGCCCUUUGUGGGUUUACUGUGCGUACACCACACAGUGAUUUUCAGGACCAGCAUGUUACCAGUUUGUAUACUUAGAUGUCAACUUUUAGAUACAGAUUGUGACAACAGUGUGUUAGGUGUGGUGAGUUUGUCAGGCCUAACACGCACAGCUGACACAGAGUAGUGAACCAUCCUUAGGCCUGGGUGUCAGCGUCUCUCCUCUGCACCCAUCUCUUUGGUAUCUCGGAGUCUGUAACAUCCAUCGGACAGCAGCACCCGAACUGUGUCCAACUGAGAACGUCGCUUGCUGGGGGGCCAAAGGCCUGCCAGCUGAUUGGGAUUAAGUGAAGGAGAUUGCAAUGGCCUGUGCAGACUGCAGGAUCUCAGCAUGAGUCGAACUAAAGAGUAUCACAUUGGGCUGGAACAUUGCACUCGGGGACUUCUGGGAUUUCCUGGGAGCUGCACUUUUGUACGAAAGGGAAGGUAGUCGUAGAACACCGCAACUUUGGGGGCUGCAGGCUGCAUUUUGGCUGCUCCUUUUGGCCACCUUGCCAUCAACGUGUGUCGCAGCCUUCCCCUGCAGUCGCAGGUGGCAGUUGCUCCCAGGAUCUUCCCAAUCCAGUUGGAUUUACCUGUGGGAGCUAGUGACAGGUCCGAUUCCAUCUUUUCCUCUAGUGACAUGCCUUAGUGUAAGAUGGGUUUGCGUUUGGAACAAGUGUGUGUUGCUGAUAGUCCCUGGUCUGUGACGCAGCUAUUUCCAUAGUAACAAAUUAUGAUCUAAGCAGUGGAAUUACAUCAAGCGAGGGGAAGGUACAAUGCAGCCUUUAUUGCAGUGCGGCUGUCUCAGACAUGUCACUGGAAACCACCACAACAGGAAACCAGAAAAACAAAAGCACCCAGGAGGUGCAGCGGUGAGAUAAGUCCCAUUCCCUAUAGGGACGUUUGUUCCAUGGUUACUCAUUUGAUUCUGCUCUUCCUGAUACUGCAUUGUUCUGAUGCCCAGACUGUAUUUAACUGGAAUUCCUGCUCUCUAUCCCAGUCACCUCAGUCUCCCUACUCCUUCCAAAAGGAUAAAGGAAUCAAUUUUUACCAGUUACUUUCCAGCUGACGUGCAUUUGGGCUUUUAGCAUCCCCCACCUCCCAGCUGUCUCUGCUCAACCUAUCGCAAAUUACUUGUAUUGAAAAGCUCACACAGAUAAUGGCCAAGGUGCAUUGACAUCCAAUACCUUGUGGGGGUGUAGUCAGUCCUGGCAGUUGGCAAAUCAAGGCAAAUCAAAGUGGGCAUUAGGCCAUAGGGAGAGCCUACAAACAAAUUGAUGGUGGAGUGGCAGGAACCAGGUUUGAUUUCCGUCCAGCAAACUCAGUCCCCUGGGGAUGUCUCCUGUGUAAUGUGUUGUGAUGGUUACAAUGGCUAACUGAACAUCGGUCUCUCCCAUCCAUGGAGUAAGGCAGAGUCACCACUGGCUUUAUAGAAGCAGAGGAUCCAAUCGAAAUACAAGGCAUAAAAGGGCCUUGAGUUUCAGGCUGGUGGUUCUUUCAUGUCUGACUUCCCCAUGUAUAAAAGAAGCACAGCAUUAAAACGGACCCUGCUCGCCUCUCCCAUGAACGGCUGCUGCAGCCACUUGGCUUGGCAUUCCAAGUUUGUGCUCUGUGUUAGAUGGGUCCAACCUUCAAAGUUCUGAUCCAGACCCAGACUUCGCAGAGUUCAGGGAGAUUUGGAUCCGGCUCUUGGUGUGGGCUCAUGUCAUUAUUACUUUCAUGUGAUAAUGAAUUUCUCGCUAUGAAGGCGGUGGAAAAAAUGAACGUUGGAUUACAAGCAGUUGUCAUCCUUCCUUAAUGCUAAGGUUUUUCCUCUGCAGGGGAGAUGUUUCCUACUCAUUUUUCCCUUUCCUCUCAGCCCCAAAGGCUGAGUCAUGAGAACACCCUUUGGGCAGAAGAGAUGUACAUCUCUCCCUUCCAGGCUGUUCAUGGAGUAAAUCCGAGACGUCACUAGAGUGAUACAGGGAGCUUCCUCCCCUGGGCGCUGUGUGCUAUCCAGCUGGCCCAGGCACUGCCGGCUCAUGAGCAAAGUCCCAAGUGCAGGUUCCAAGCAGGAGUUAGCUAACAUCUGCAGAAGGUUAAAGAAUCAAACUAAGCAACCAAUAUUGGCAGCUGGCUCCUACCGGCCAUCGAGGCCUUACAUUGUUCCAGUCACAGAUGAGGUUACUUUUCUGCAGCGUAGCAGCCGGCAGCUCUGAAAUGCUGAUUUUAAUCGAGACCUUAAAUUAAAUGCACAAAAAGCCUUUCAACUUUUAGGAUGCUGCUGUGCAAAUGAGGGGUGUUGCUUUCUCUUAAGCAAUACUAGAGACAGAUCUGAACCAGAGCACAGGAUCCAAAGCCCUUUGGAUUCAGAGGAAGUUUGACCACGGAUCUGAACUCCAGGAGUCAGACCUACCUCUCUCAGUAGCACAGGUGGUAUUCACAUGGAUUCGUAGGUCCCAUGAUGGAGAUGCAUGGUGAAUGGUCAACCAAUUAGCCACUUGCUAUGCUGUGUCAUAACCCGUCUUGAUGUGCCCUGCAAGGAAAGCAGACUUCUGGAUAAGGUUGUAGUUUCGUGGUUAGAAGGCUCUCAUGAAAACUCUUAAGUCUCUAUAAAGGAGAAGAAGUGGAAAGGUUUUUUUGCACAUUUUUAACCAUUUUUACUCCUUGCGCAGGGAUUACUGAGCCUUUUAAAGAAGGAAACGAACCGCCAUUUUAAUAGCAUUCUAAAGAAUUCUGAAAGCAGGAGUCAUCUUGCAUGCAAUGUCUUUCUGUGCGGUAACAUGCAACUUGCAAAUCUCAUUGUACAUACUGUAGAUGAGUCACCUUGUGCUCUGUGUGACGGGGUGGGGCAGGAGAUAUGAUGCUGACCAUCGUGUGAAACAGCUACAGCUUCCCAAAACCAGAGAAUCAGCCAAGGAACGGGGCAGAAGGGGUGAAAACAGCAGCAGCAACUGUAAACAUAUAACUAGUUGUAACCAGUAAACUUUGGUAUCCGUGUCCAGUGGUUAGCUCUAGAAUUGCAAGCCUUGUUAUAUUGCACACACCCUCCAUUCACACCUCUCCUUGUUUUCUUCAUAUGAACUAGUGAUGAAUGACAUAGAUUGUUGUAUCCAAAUGACUCUCAGAUCAGUUCUGCCUCCUUUCCCACCCAAAUCCAAGAUGGCAAAGAUAGUUGAGCGGCAAAAAAUUGUUGACCGUCACUAGUUUUAGUUUAUUCAUUGGGUUUUUUUCUCCCCUCUAUUUUUAAGCUUCUUUAUCUGAAUACACACGCGCGCGCACACACACACACACAUAUAUAUAGGUAAUCAUCUUCAAGUACUUUAAAGGGGUAGUGUAGAAGUCUCUUGCCAUCUUCCAGAAGGCCCACCGGCACCUUGUGGACAUGCACCUUACUAAAAAUGUAUUUGGUCGAUAUAGGUGAGAUCUGGCAUUGCCCUUUUUGCAUAUGCUACAGUUGACGAGGAUCCACCCAUAGAAGCUGGCAGAAAGUGGCUACUGUUCCUUUUUAUUUUGUGGCAGGAGAGGGGAAUUUUUUUGCACUAAGAUUAUUUGUUAACCUCAAAAUGGCCAACUUGCAGGGUUCAUUAAUACCCAGGAUUAAUCUGAUGUGGCAGAGUCCUACCCAGGCAGGUGUGUAGCCUUUGCAUUCAUCAAAAUGGCAAAUACCUUGGCUGUAUCUAUACAAUGGGUCACAAAGUACAGUGGUUUGUAGUGGUGUUUUUUUUCCUUCUGUGGAAUUAAACAGGCCUCUGCUUUCAGCAGUGUUGUAUUGAUCUCCAUUGUUUAUGAGUACAGAAGUAUAGGAGAGCUCAACUCUUUACUGUGUCUAGACCCAUCCUGAAGGUAAACCUUGUGCUCUGCAUUAAAAACCGUGUCAAAGCAUUCCCAAGAUAUCAAUUCACUGCAUGAAGUCUGAGGCAGCGGACGACAGGAGGUGUUUGUGGGUCACUGGAAUUGAGCUCUUUUUUGGAUCAGUUAAAUGGAAUUUCCUUCUCAUGGAGAGAACUCCUGACCUCUCCGUUGGUCUCAGACCAAGAGAUGAAUAUCCAUCCCUGUCUGGCUCUCGGGUGUAGUGAAAUGUCGCUGAAACUGCCAAAUACAAAAUGGCAUUAAGUAUAGGGUUCAGCCUAACCAAUCAUUAAUUAGGAAGAAGAGAUGAUUUUCAUAGCUUGGCCUUGUUCCACGUUAAGAAACUGCUAGUCAUUUGGCACAGCCAGGCAUAUUAAUGCCACACUUCACUUGGCAAUUUGGUUUCUUUCUAGUUUUGGUUUAUUUCCACUCUGGAAGUGUCAGCCCGAAUCUUCUAAAGAAUGGGUUUUAAUUUUCCUUUCCUGUUCAGAACCUGUAGCACACUGGUGUAUUUCCACUCCCGUCUGUGUAGAGUAUUGCCUUAAACAGAUCCGUUGUGUUGUGAUUUUUUUUUUUUUUUUUUACGGUCAGUUUUAUGCAUUAAUUUAUUUUAAAAUGUGUUUUUUGGAAAACAUGAAACGUGUAUAAUAUUUUUUUAACAUUUCCAUUGCAGUAUUUAUCAUUGUUACUGGUUGUGUGUAGUGUAACAGAAUUAACGAUAUUAAAAAGCAUACAUAUGAAA
Messenger RNA from Chelonia mydas (Green sea turtle), 14140 nucleotides. RefSeq names its product family with sequence similarity 219 member A (gene FAM219A). The coding region runs from base 168 to 725 and encodes 185 amino acids. The record is from RefSeq and is a predicted model, not a curated record. Lineage: Eukaryota; Metazoa; Chordata; Testudines; Cheloniidae. The transcript has 6 exons.